AUGUCACUGACCAUAUAUGCUGGAGAAAAUAUUUUCCACUUUUCCUGCCUCGAGUAUGCUCCUGCAGCAGCAAUAUCGAGAAAUGGGAUUAAAAAAUAUUCAGAAUUAAUUGCACAUCUCCUUGUUGCUGAACAACAUAAUGACUUACUGAUGAAAAACAAUGAAAGUCGACCUAUUGGUUCUAUGUCAUUUCCUGAAGUGAAUACAACAAAUUUUCACCAAUCUAAGCGUGGAAAAGGUCGUGGCCGUGGACGUGGUCGAGGAAGAAAUUUCAAUCAUGGUGAUCGUAUUGCAUUAAAUAAUAACCUUCACCACAAUCGGUGUAAAAAGAAGGAUGAAAAGCAUGAAGUGGUGCAAAGGAAAAAUUCAGACAACAAAUGUUAUCAAUGUGGUAGAAAAGGGCAUUGUUCAUGUACCUGUCGUACGCCAAGGCACCUGGUUGAGUUGUAUCAAGCUUCCCUGAAGGAGGUGAAAAAUAACGGAGAAGCAAACUUUAUCUCUGAGCACUACAACAAAUAUGGUAUAUAG
Messenger RNA from Solanum tuberosum (potato), 528 nucleotides. RefSeq lists its product as uncharacterized. The record is from RefSeq and is a predicted model, not a curated record. Gene Ontology annotation, molecular function: nucleic acid binding; zinc ion binding. The coding region runs from base 1 to 528 and encodes 175 amino acids. The transcript has a single exon. NCBI's taxonomy places the organism in Eukaryota, Viridiplantae, Streptophyta, Magnoliopsida, Solanales, Solanaceae.